GCACCUUGCUUGGGGGUCUGGACUGUAUGCUCGGGACGCGGGGGCCACUUGUAUCUUGCUGGGGUGGGGGGUCAGGACACGGGGACACUUAGGCUUCAUUUGGGGUUGGAAUGUGGGGACUGCACGCGUCACAUUUGGGUUCAGGAUUUGGGGACCCUCACAUCACACUGCAGGUCAGGAUGUGGGGAUACCUGCAUCCUGCUCGCGGGCAGGGACGUGGGACCCUCACGGGGUGCUCAGGGGCAGGAGAUGGGGACCCUCACACCGUGCUCAGUCAGGAUGCCGGGACCCUUGAACGGGGGUUGGGACAUGGGGACCUUUGCGCUGGAGUCGGGGUCAGGCUGCAGGGACACUUGCAUGGCACUUGGGGUCACAGGGGGACCCUUGUGCGGGAGCUGGGACAUGGGGAUCCUUGCAUGAUGCUUGUGGUGGGGACCCCCACGUUGGGUUUGGGGGUCAGGACUUGGGGACCCUUUUAUUGGGGCUGGUAUGGAGGGAGCCCCGCUUCAGGGCCAGCACCUGGGGACAUUGCAUUGGGGUCAGGACUUGGGGACCGCAGCAUCUCCCCCGGGACUCAGUGAGCUGGAAUCGGGGGAUGGUGGGGGUAGGUUGUGUCUUUCCCCUUCCUCCUCCUCCUCGCAGGGACCGUGACUGGGGGACAGAUCCAGACUCCCCGCCACCCUGGGUGGCUCUGGAGAAUUUGGAUGCGGCACCGCUUAACCCCAUCCUGAUCCAGCCUGUGCCCCGAAACCCCGCUGCCAUGAGGAAGAAGCCAGCCAAUGGGAGGGGGCUGGAUCCUGUGGCCCCCCAGCAGCGAACCCGGGGCAUCGCCAAGCCGGCGGAGUAUGUGGGCUCCUUCACGGUGGAGGACGUGGAACUGCAGCAGCAAGCGGGGCAGCUGGAGGAGCAGCUGCGGGCGCUGAAGGACUGCCCCAGGAGGAGGACGGUGGUGCUGAGGUUCAGCUUGCAGGGGCUGAAGGUCUAUGGCGCCGAUGGGGAGACGCUGCUGAUGGCGCAUGCUCUCCGCCGGAUCCUGUACAGCACGUGGCGACAUGCCGACAGCCAGUUCGCCUUCGUGGCCCGCAAUCCCCACAGCCCGGCCAGCACCCUCUUCUGCCACCUCUUCGGUGGUCUCUUUUGCCUCCCCCAGGUCCAGACCCUGCACCUCUUGCUCUGCCGCUCCUUCCAGCUCUGCUACCUCCUGGCGCACCCCGAGGAGCAGGUGGGUGAGGGGGAGCCCCCGGGGGCCGGGGUGCUGCGGGAGCCCCUCAACCCCGAGGAGGUGUCGCGCAACGUCAACGCCCUCGUCUCCUUCCGACGUCUGCCCGCACCAGCUGGCCUCGGCAACCUGGGUGCAGGGGAGCGGCGGCCGGAGGUGGAGGGCAGAGCUGGUGCCUGGCGCCCAGGGAAUCCCUACUGCUCCCCGGUUCUGGUGCGCAAAAAGGCCAUCCGCAGCAAAGUCCUGCGCUCGGGAGCUUACCGGGACUGUGGGGGCGAGAGCCAGCUCCACCAGCCGCCUCGUGACGCCAUGGUGGCGGGAUGGGAGAGCAAAGGGGCAAGGAGCUUGGCCUUCCUCCCUGAAAAUGAGAGCAUCCUCGCUGAGAGCGUGUGGGCCUUUGCCGGCAUCGCCAGGGACAGCGGCAUCGCGCUGCUGCGGCAGGACGUCCCCGGGGCCUUCCUCCUGCCCCCCCAGCCCGGCCUGGCCAAGCGCUGGUGCCUGUGGGUGCGGGCGCCCUGCGGCGUCGUCCCCUACUGCCUCUCCAGGACCCACCAGGGCAGGUUCUGCGUGGAGGUGAGGGUGCUGUGCAGGUGCAUCAUGCGUGGGUGCGCUUGAUGCAUGAGCGCAGGGGUGCGUUUGCUUCGUGGUUGCAGCGGUGCACAGUUGUGCCUGGGUAAGUGCACUGGAUGCAUCUGAGCGUGGAGGCACUGGGGUGCAAGCGCAUGUGGUGCAUCUGUGCACGGGUGCAGUGGUGCAUCAGUACAUGGAUGCACAGGUGCAUGUGCGCAUUUGAUGCAGGGGUGCAUUUGCUUCAUGGUUGCAUCAGUGCGCAGGGGUACGGGUGCAUCGGUGCAUGGGUACACUGGUGUAUAAGUGCAUUUGCUUCAUAAGUGCAGGGGUGCACAGAGGCAUUUGCUUCAUGGUUGCAUGGGUGCACAGGGGCAUUGGUGCGUGUGCACAUUCGAUUUGCGGGUGCAUGGGUGCAUCUGUGCACGGGUACAGGGUGCAUUGGCAUGAGGGUGUUUGAUCUGCGGGGGCACUGGUCACGGGUGCAUUUGAGUUGCGGGUGUAUCAGUGUGCAGGAUGUGGCUUUGCAUGGAUGCACAGUGCACAGCUACACGGGUGCAUGCAUGGGGGCAAUGGGUAUAUGAGUGCAUUUGAUUCGUAUGUGCACCUCUGCAUUGGUGCACUGGGUUUGUGGGUGCAUGGGUGCACAAGUACAGCGGCGCUUCUGCGCAGGGGUGCAUUUGGUGCAUGGGUAUUUGGUGCGUGGGUGCAUUCAGUCCAGGAGUGCAUGGGCGCACAGCGCACGUGUGUGUGGGCACCCCAGUAAGG
Molecule: messenger RNA, 2554 nt
Organism: Egretta garzetta (little egret)
Lineage: Eukaryota; Metazoa; Chordata; Aves; Pelecaniformes; Ardeidae
Gene: SH2D5
Product: SH2 domain containing 5
Exons: 8
Coding region: 596-1834 (412 amino acids)
Cellular component (GO): postsynaptic density
Source: RefSeq, a predicted model, not a curated record